This is a messenger RNA of Hordeum vulgare subsp. vulgare (domesticated barley), 1767 nucleotides long. RefSeq lists its product as uncharacterized. The coding region runs from base 1 to 1461 and encodes 486 amino acids. The transcript is spliced from 3 exons. Lineage: Eukaryota; Viridiplantae; Streptophyta; Magnoliopsida; Poales; Poaceae. The record is from RefSeq and is a predicted model, not a curated record.
AUGGCGCUCUCCACGCUCCUCCUGCCCUCCUCCUCCUCCACCGCCGAUGCCUCCGACCGCCGCCGCGGCCAGCCACAGCAGCCAAACCACCACAGCAAGCGCAAGAAGAAGCCGCCGGCGCCACCCCCGCUCUCCCCCGCGCCCAGGACUCCCGCCCGCCGCGCCGGCGCCGGCUCGACGCCCAAGAAGAGCCCCGCCCUCGCGGCCCCCACCACCGGCGCCAAGGCCAGGCUCGUGGCCGGAAAGGACCAGCACGGCCGGCAUCGCCGCGGCGGCAGCUCCAAGAAGGCGCCCGCGCGGCCGGCGUCGUCGUGGGAGCAGCUCAAGAGCCUGCUGAGCUGCCGGAGCGCCACGGCGGCCGCGCGCGUGCACGACCCGGCCGCCCUGGCUCGGGGCCCCGGCGCCGGGGGGUACUGGGGCACGUCCCUCUGCUCCAUGCGAGACGUGGCGACCGUCGACGGCGCCUCCUCGGCCGCCUCCGUCGUCGUCGACCACCGCGACACCGCCCCGCUCAACCGCUCCUCCCGCCGCGCCCACCACUCCUCCUCCUCCUCGUCCGCUGGCGGCGGCGGCGGGCACCCGUCCUCCCUCCGCGGCCUCUCCGGCUGCUACGAGUGCCGCGCCAUCAACGUCGAGCCCGUCUCAAGGAGGUACCCGAGGCCGAGGGAGCUGUGCCCAUGCUCGCAGUGCGGCGAGGUGUUCACCAAGCCCGACACCUUGGAGCACCACCAAGCAGUUCGCCACGCCGUGUCGGAGCUUGGGCCGGAGGACUCGGGGAGGAACAUCGUGGAGAUCAUCUUCAAGUCGAGCUGGCAGAAGCGGGACCGCCCCAUCUGCCACAUCGACCGCAUCCUCAAGGUCCGCAACCCGCCCCGCACCGUCGCACGCUUCGAGGCAUACCGCGACGCCGUCCGCGCACGCUGCCGCGCCGACGCCGCCGUCUCCGCUGGCGGCGCCACGCGCGCCGCCGCCGACGGCAACGAGCUGCUCCGCUUCCACCCGGCCGCGCUCGCCUGCGAGCUCGGCGCCGACGGCUCCACCUCGCUGUGUGCGUCCUGUGAGGACGGUGACGCCGCCGACGGCAAGGCGGCGGCCGCGGCGUGCGGGGUGUGCGCGGCCAUCCGGCACGGGUUCGCGCCGUGGGCCGGCGCGCACCCGCUCGGCGUGCGCACCACGGCCAGCAGCGGCCGCGCGCACGACGUCUGCGGCGCGGAGGCGGCCACAGGAGCGGGGUGGCGGGCCAUGCUGGUGUGCCGGGUGAUCGCCGGGCAGGUGCGCCGAAAGGACGGGGACGGUGAGGGUGAGGAGGAGGAGGAGGGGCAGGCCGGGGCGUUCGACUCGGUGGCCGGCGACGACGCGGGCGGCGCGUACGGGGUGCUGGAGGAGCUGUUCGUGGCCAACCCGAGGGCCAUCCUGCCCUGCUUCGUCGUGGUCUACCGCGUCGACGCCGACGCCCAAUGACAUGCAUGCGCUUUGCUGCACCAAUUAUAUUCUUUGCCAUGUAAGUCAAUCUGUACUAAACUGUAGUAUGUCGCGUCCAACAAGUGUCGGCUCCCUGUGUCCCAAAAUAAUUGUCUCAACUUUAUACUAUCUCUAGUACAAAGUUGUAUUAAAUUUAAGACAUUUAUUUUAGAAUGGAGGGAGUAGCAUCGAUCGCGUGUGUGUGCGCAUGUAUGGAAAACAAGAAGAAAAAUGUGUGUACCCUUAUGUAUUAGCAUGCAUGUACUCGUACAUAUACAUUGAUUUGAUUUUGAUGAGAUUGAUAUA